GCGGAAUUAGGCAAAAUGGCAGGAGGAGGGAGGAAGAUGAAGUCUUAAUUUCCACCGGUGCUUUCUUGUAUUCCUAAUUAGAACGUCAUAUUGAGUUCAGAAGACUAGACUCCUUCCUUGGCUUCCAUUUCAUUGUUGUGGGAGACAUUAUUCUCUUCCUCGGGUUGAUUCUGGUUUCACAAGCUGAUGGGAAAGAACAGGUUCAAGCUCUCUGACAUGCUGCCGUAUGCUUGGUUCUACAAGCUCAAGUUCAUGAGCCUCAGAGGAAGAAGAGAUCACAGCAUGUCACAGUCCACCAAGAGAAGCCAGCCUGCACCCACGCCCUUGCCGCCUCCACAGACAAGGAUCCUCCCCAGCAGAGCCUCAUGCUAUGUCUCCAGCAGAUCACAAGAAGAGAAGUCCAUCGAGCCACCAAGGAAAUCCAAGAGGAGGAGCAGAAGAGAGACCGUGGCGGAUCCCAGCGACAACAUCAAGCUGGUCACCUCCUCCGUCUCUGCCGGCUGCAGCUGCAGGGUGUGGAAGACCGAGUCCAUCUCUGUGUUCCCUGCGCGGGCGGCCGCUCCCGAGAGCCCGCCGCACCUGCGAGACCCCUACGUCGAUCGUGAUCACGGAUAUCCGUGCAACACCAACGCCAUCGAUCGGCUCAGCUUCGAUCGUGUCGCCUCGUGGUCACGCUUCGACUGCAGGUUCACCUCCUCCGCCAGCGACAUCACUAUCGACGUGGGCCGCAGAGCCUCCGACGAGCUCUCGGAGUUGGAACUCCCUCCGAUCGCCAUAAAGCCCAGCAAGGACGAAUCUGACCCGACAAAAUUCCAAGACAAAACUGUGGUGGGAAAGGUGGUGAGCCAUCGCAACGCUUCAGCAAAGAGGUCAUCGCCGGGGCUUCACCGGCUCCGGACGCGAGGAAACUCCCCGCGGCUGGCCUGCAAGAAGCUUCGACCUCGCUGCAACCGGAGGAGCGGCACGUCGACAGCGCCGGCGGCGAUGCAGAAAGGCAAGGGCUUAUCCGGCAGCUUUGCAGUCGUCAAAUCGUCGUCGGACCCUCAGAGGGACUUCAGGGACUCCAUGGUGGAGAUGAUAGUGGAGAACAACAUCCGGGCAUCGAAAGAUUUGGAAGAACUGCUCGCCUGCUAUCUGUCUCUGAAUUCCGACGAGUACCACGGUGUGAUCGUCGCGGUGUUCCAGCAAAUUUGGUUUGAACUGACAAGCUUAAAUCUGUAG
Messenger RNA from Musa acuminata subsp. malaccensis (wild Malaysian banana), 1221 nucleotides. RefSeq names its product transcription repressor OFP3-like. Gene Ontology annotation, molecular function: DNA binding. Gene Ontology annotation, biological process: negative regulation of DNA-templated transcription. Lineage: Eukaryota; Viridiplantae; Streptophyta; Magnoliopsida; Zingiberales; Musaceae. The record is from RefSeq and is a predicted model, not a curated record.